UUAUCUUGGUUCACGACCGGCAUGCCAACAGCUGCAGUUUUAAGAUAUGCAGCCACUCAGCGCCAAACUAAUCCCGUAUUGGCGUGACGCAUGACCAAAGUGACGUCACCAACUUCACAUCGUGUUUUUCCGAAGAAAAGCCACAUAGUGGCGUCCGAUUGGCCGGUCCCGUGUUCGUGUAGCGUUCCCAUUGGUCCACAUUUACAUUUAUAAGUUAUAAUUCGGCGGCACAUCUCCAUAUUACGGUAGUUUUUUCUAGUGCCCGGUGCUUAGUGCACUCCACUCGACAGUUCACUGACUUCCGAGAGCGUUUCGCGAUUACAUUCGUGUCGUUUCUGUGACAGUUAGAUUUCGUUUCUACACGUUGACCAAAAGUUGCGUCGACAUGUUGAAACUCAAGUAUCUUUUACUUGUGGCCCUGGCGUUAUCGCCGAUAGCCGAACGGUGUAUAGCCGAAGAAGUCGAGGGAGAAAUAAUCAAAACUUUUACGGUUGACGCAACCGUUGAAGGUGCUAGCAAAGAAGGAGCAGUUACUGAUGAUAAAGUUGUUUUAAAUGCCGAAGAACGAAUCAAAUUAGAUGGAUUAAAUGCUGCACAGUUACGAGAGCUGAAGGACCAAGCUGAAACAUUUACUUUCCAAGCUGAAGUUAAUCGAAUGAUGAAACUUAUUAUCAAUUCAUUAUAUAGAAAUAAAGAAAUUUUCUUAAGAGAACUUAUUUCCAAUGCUUCAGAUGCUUUAGAUAAGAUACGAUUGUUGGCAUUGUCUAAUGCCAAUCUUUUGGAUGCAACUAAUGAACUUUCUAUUAGAAUCAAGGUGAACAAAGAAUCUGGGAUGUUGCAUAUAACUGAUACAGGAAUCGGUAUGACUCGUGAAGAUCUGGUAAAAAAUCUGGGUACCAUUGCGAAAUCUGGUACCGCUGAGUUUUUAAGUAAUUUGAACUCUGGAGAUGGUCAAGAUAAAAAUAUGAAUGACAUGAUUGGACAAUUUGGUGUUGGAUUUUAUUCUGCUUUUCUUGUUGCUGACAAAGUUUUGGUUACCACCAAACACAACGACGAUAAACAAUAUAUAUGGGAAUCAGAUGCCAACAGUUUUUCUAUUGUUGAAGACCCCAGAGGACCAACACUUAAGAGAGGAACACAAAUUAGUUUACAACUGAAAGAAGAAGCCAUUGAUAAUUUAGAAAUAAAUACUCUGAAAAAUUUAGUGAAAAAAUACUCACAGUUUAUCAACUUCCCUAUUUAUUUAUGGUCAAGCAAAACUGAAACUGUAGAAGAGCCAAUUGAAGAAGAUGAGCAGCCAGAAAAUGAAGAAAAGACAGAAGAAGAUGAUGCAGCAGUAGAAGAUGCUAAAGAAGAAACACCAAAAACUAAAAAGGUUGAAAAGACUGUUUGGGAUUGGGAAAUCCUUAAUAACCAUAAACCUAUAUGGACUCGAAAACCUGAUGACGUAGAAGCAAAUGAGUAUGAUGAAUUUUACAAGGCGCUAACUAAAGAUACCAAGGAUCCGUUGAGUUAUACCCAUUUUAAUGCUGAAGGCGAAGUAUCAUUUAAAUCCUUGCUUUAUGUUCCAUCUGCACAACCAUCAGAUACCUUUAACAAAUAUGGUACAGUAACAGAUAACAUCAAGCUUUAUGUUAGAAGAGUAUUUAUAACAGAUGAAUUUACUGAUUUAUUGCCAAAGUAUUUAAGUUUCCUUCAAGGAAUAGUAGAUUCGGACGAUUUACCAUUAAAUGUUUCACGUGAAGUCUUACAACAACAUAAGUUACUUAAAAUUAUCAAGAAAAAACUUAUUCGUAAAGCUUUAGAUAUGCUUAAAAAAUUGGAUGCUGAAACAUACAAGAAAUUCUGGGCUGAAUAUUCUACAAACAUAAAAUUGGGUAUUAUUGAAGAUCCAUCUAAUCGAGCUCGUCUUGCCAAGUUGCUGCGGUUCCAGUCAUCUGUUGAAGAGACUCCUACAUCAUUAGCAGAUUACGUGAAACGUAUGAGCGAAAAGCAGGAACAUAUUUAUUACAUUGCUGGUUCUAGUAAGGCAGAACUUGAACGUUCUCCUUUUGUUGAGGGCAUUAUUCGCAAGGGAUAUGAAGUUCUGUAUCUAGUUGAAGCAGUAGACGAAUACACAUUGUCAGCUAUUCCAGAGUUUGAAGGUAAAAAGUUCCAAAAUGUGGCUAAAGAGGGUGUUUCUCUUACUGAAAAUAAAGAAAAGGCUGAAGAAUUGAAAGUUCAAUUUGAACCACUUACAAAAUGGUUUGGCGAAAAUGCUCUUAAAGAUCAAAUUUCAAAAGCAGUUGUAUCAGAUCGCUUGGCUGAAUCACCCUGUGCUCUUGUUGCUGGAAUGUUUGGUUGGACUGGUAAUAUGGAAAGAUUAGCCUUAUCUAAUGCUCACCAAAAAGCUGAUGAUCCACAGAGAGAGUUUUAUUUAAAGCAGCGUAAAUCUCUUGAAAUAAAUCCUCGUCAUCCUCUUAUAAAAGAUUUGUUAAGAAGAGUAAGAGAUGAUCCUGAAGACCAAAAAGCAAAAGAUAUUGCAGUUAUGUUAUUUAGAACAGCAACUUUACGGUCAGGAUUUAUGCUCCAAGAAUCUGCAGAUUUUGCUGAAAGCGUUGAAGUUCUAAUGAGGCAAUCAUUAGGCAUUCCAUUAGAUGAAAAAGUUAGUUAUGAUGACGAAGAAUCAGUUGGUGAUCAACAAGUAGAAGAAGAGGAAGAUAAAGAAGAAUCCCUGGAUCAUGAUGAAUUAUAAAAGUGUUGAAAAAUAUAUUUUAAAGAUAGACUGUAUCAGUUUAUCUAAUUAUAAGUCUGAUUUGCGACAUUUCUGCAUAUUAUUCGAAUAAGUAAUGUAUUUAUAAUCAUAUAUUUACCAGUAGCACUUUAAAUUUUAUGUGCAUUUUUUCCUAUGAAAUAUCAAACCACAUAUUAUAUUUUGUAACAUUUUUAAAAAUCUGAAUAAUUUAAUAUCUUUUCUAGUGGGUUAUUCACCAUACUGCAUAACAUUUAUUGUACAAAUUAUUAAUUAUAAAAAUAUUUAUUUGUUUGAUUUAUUAGUAUAAUUUUUUUCAUUUAAAUUGUAAUACAAAGUUGUUUUGGAAAUUGUCUAUGUUUGUAAAUUUAUUACUACAAUUAUUACAGAUUAUGGGUUUGUUAAAAUAAAAGAAGUCAAAAGUAAA
Messenger RNA from Myzus persicae (green peach aphid), 3158 nucleotides. It is a transcript of the gene Gp93, whose product is annotated as endoplasmin. Bases 386 to 2734 code for a protein of 782 amino acids. Gene Ontology annotation, biological process: protein folding. The transcript is spliced from 9 exons. Gene Ontology annotation, molecular function: ATP-dependent protein folding chaperone; ATP binding; ATP hydrolysis activity. Lineage: Eukaryota; Metazoa; Arthropoda; Insecta; Hemiptera; Aphididae. The record is from RefSeq and is a predicted model, not a curated record.